AUGUCCCGGUCAAGCCAACAAAUAAAAACAUCAAGCGAGCAACGAGAUCACUCUGAUUACCUCACGAAACUUGUCUCCCCGACGCUCGACAAUGUCCUCUACACCGUGCGCAAACGAUACAAUAACGGGGAUUUCUUCACGAAGAUCGGGGAGAAUGCGCUGUUGGUUGUUGGCGGGUCGGGGUUGUUGCAGGAGUCAUCGGCAGAAGUAGCAGCCGACUACGCCAAAUGGAUCAUCGACACCACGCCCGACAAGCAAGAGCUCCCGCCACACGUCUUCGACAUGGCCGCAUCAUGCUUCUACCACAUGGCGCGCGAUUUCCGCAACCAGUCCGUCAUCUUCCUCGGCGGCGCGGCAUCGGAGAAGGCCGAGAUUCGGAAACUGUUCACGUGGCAGCUGUUGAUGCUGUCGACGAAUACUGAGGAUACGGAGGAUCAGAAGAUUCUGUUGGCGGCUACUAUGAUGGAUCCGGUUUUUGAGGCUUUUACUUGCGCACGAACACUUAGAAGCCGCUGCGCCUCCCUCGUCUGCAAAUACGUCGAGUACCAGUACGACCAUUCCUGGAAGCUCGUCGGCGUCGGCACCAUCGCCUACCAAGUCGACAAAUCCCGCUUCACAGCCGGCUCGACCCCUGGCGAAGAAAACUUCCCCGUCUUCUAUUACCUCCUCGCCGGCGCCUCCCCCGAGGAGAAAGUGCGCUGGAAGCUGCAUGAUGCGGCUCAGUUCAAAUACUUGCAGGGGUCGCCGUUCUUCCAUACUGCAAGUGAUGAUAUGAAGGUUUUUAGGGAGUUGCAGAAGGCGUUGAAGAGGCUGCGGAUUGGGUUUCAGUUACAGAAGCAGAUGUGUCAGCUGCUGGCUGCUAUUCUUCAUCUGGGAAACAUCCAAUUCGCCGACGACGAAACGCGCCCCCAAGACCCGUGCCACAUCGUCAACGGCGACGUCCUCUACAUGGUCGCCAAUCUCCUCGGCGUUGACCAACAGACUCUCGGCGAAGCCCUCGUCUAUAAAUCCCAAGUCAUCGGCCACGAACGCAUGUCCCUCUUCCUCACCGCCCAAAUGGCCAGCGCGCAACGCAACUUUCUCGCCGCAACGCUGUACUCCGAGCUUGUCAACUGGCUCGUCCGCCGUAUCAACGCGUGUCUGUGUAAAAGCUAUAACGACCAGGUUGCCGCGAGUAUCCGCGUGUUUGAGACGCCGAGUUUCAGACACGACGCUGGGAACGAGAUGGACCGGUUCUUGUAUAAUAUGGUCAAUGAGCGGUUGCACCAUUUCAUGCUGGACUGGCUGGGUAAUCGGUGUGAGGAGUAUGGGCAUGAAGGUGUGUUGUCGUUUGCGGUGGAUAGCCAUGAGGAGGCGUCGGCGGCGACCAAGCACCUGCUUUCACGGGAUAUGGGACUUCUCAGGACCGUCGACGAUGAGAGUCUCCAGCGCUAUCUUUACGGUUCGGCGGAUUCGCGCGAACCGAGUCUCCCGGCUGGCAUCCUCGACACCUACGACCUCGUCCUCCCCGUCGCUGUCGACGAAACCCGCCGCAGCAACCGCGCCUUCCAAGUCAACCACUACAACACGCCCGCAAUCUACGACUACGAGGCCCUCGCCGCGCUCAACACCGAAAGCCUGUCCUCAACAAUCACCUCCAUCUUCGGGGGCCGUCGCUCCAACGCCUGCGCGAACGGGUUCGUCCGCAACCUCUUCUUCCAGGACGACACGGAGGACGAACGCGACGCCGCGACAGCCAUCUCCACGUUCGCCAACCUCACCGACCAAGUCAUGACAGCCGUCGCCGACGCAUCCCCCUGGUUUGUCGUCUGCGCCGAUCCCGGCGAGUCACCGCUGAGCGAGAAAAUCGACGCGGCGGUGCUCAAGACCGAUCUGGCGCACAACCAUAUCGCCACGCAGGUGCAGAUGCGGGUUGCGGCGGACUAUGCGGCGGAUUACACGCACGAGGAGUUCAUCGCUAGGUUCCAUACCCUGCUGAUGGGAUCCGCGGCGUUCCAUGUGGAGGAUGAAAUGGAUUUCGCGAGCAUUUGCGAGAAUUUUGCGGCGGAGAUGGACUGGAAUGAGGAGCAUAUGGCCCUCGGGUUGACCAAAGUUUUCCUGUCGGAGAAGGCGUGGCGGAGCCUGCACGACCGUUUACGAGUGAUUGAAGAAGAGGAGAACGACGCGUACUGGAAAGCGCAGCCGUCGCAGUUCGCCACCACGCUCGCCAGACCGAUCGGCGACGGCACCUUAAGCGAAAGCGAGGCCGAUUUCGAGAGCCCUGAGGAUGUCGAGUUGCUCAACGUCGCUGAAGCGGCGCAGAAAGCGAAAUAUAUCCUUGAGGAACCGGAGCCGAAGAAACCGUUGUCGGCGACACGGAAGCGAUGGCUGUGCUGUACGUGGUCGCUUACGUGGUGCUUCCUCCCUUUCUGUCUCAGCAUAUGUGGAAGGAUGAAGCAGAAGGAUAUCCAGAUGGCGUGGCGGGAGAAGCUGGCCCUGUGUCUGAUCAUCUUCCUGAUGUGUGCGGUAUUGCUGCUGUUCAUCAUCGGCCUGCCGCUUGUUCUAUGCCCGAAACAGAACCUCCUAUCCCUCGAUGAGAUAAGAGUCAAGACCACCGAGGGCGAUCCGUACGUCUACGGAUACGGCAAAGCGUACCAAGUCAGCUCGCUCAUGAAACGCCACGAGAACUUUGGCGCGGACAUGGGCAAAGUCCGCUCCGCCCUCGGUAAAGACAUCUCCGGCCUCUUCUACCGCGUUGACCACUUCGACCAGCUCUGUCCCGGGGUCGCCCAGAAGCCUUCGCCCGGGUGGGACAACCUUGCCCACCGCCCGAUCGACUACCUCCUCCAGCACCGCCAGCCCAACAGCCCGUACAUCAGCGUCAUGCAAUCCGCCGCCAAAUUCGACGUGGGGUACCACACCGAAUACAUCCGCGCCCAGCCGCUGGUGAACAAGACCUGGGUCGUGCUCUACGAUAAAGUGUACGACGUGACUACCUAUAAGGCCUCCGGAUUCUUCGCCAACCCCGCCGUAGACCGUCUGUUCGAGGCCAGCCAAGGCGGCGACAUCACCUCCUCCUGGAUCGCGACCGUGGUCCGCCCCGACCCCCGAUCCGCCCGCGCAAUCGAAAGCUGCAUGAACAACCUCUUCUACGUCGGCAUCGUGGACCACCGGCUCGACGUGGGCUGCCAGUUUUCAAACUAUGUGCUGCUGGCAUCCUCAAUGGUGAUCAUCGGCAUUAUUGGGAUCAAGUUUUUGGUCGCGAUGCAGUUUUCGGCUCCGCCCAAGUUGAGGAGGGAGGAGCUGAAUCGGUUUGUGAUUUGUCAGAUGCCGUGUUAUACGGAGGGCGAGGCGAGUUUGAGGAAGAGUUUGGAGAGUUUGGCUUGUAUGGAUUAUGAUGAUCCGCGGAAGUUAUUGUUCGUUAUCUGCGACGGCAUGAUCGUCGGCAGCGGCAACAAUCGCCCGACGCCGCGCAUCGUCCUCGACAUCCUCGAACACGACCCCAAAGACGACCCGGAACCCUGCGCCUUCCAAUCCGUCGGCGAGGGCGACCAGCAGCUCAACCGCGCCAAAGUCUACUCCGGCCUCUACCGAGUCAAAAAGGGCACGCAAGAGCACAGCGUCCCCUACAUCGUCGUCGCCAAGAUUGGCAAAGAAACCGAGGUCGCGCGACCGGGUAAUCGCGGCAAACGGGACUCGCAAUUGCUUCUUCUAAAAUUCCUCUCCCGCGUGCACUUCAACGCGGAGCUGGAACCCCUGGAAUUGGAGCUGUACCGCACGAUGACGGAGGUGAUUGGGUUCCACCCGUCGCAGUACGAUCUGCUGUUUAUGCUGGAUGCGGAUACGGAGUGUAUGCCGGACUCGUUGGCGCAGUUUGUGAAUUGUAUGGCGAAUGACCAGUCGAUUGUGGGGAUUUGUGGGGAGACGGUGUUGGCCAAUACGUCCGACAGCUGGAUUACGAGGAUUCAGGUCUACGAGUAUUUCAUCUCCCACCAUCUCACCAAAGCCUUCGAAGCCAUCUUUGGCGCGGUUACCUGUCUCCCCGGAUGUUUCUGCAUGUACCGAAUCAAGUCGCAGAAAAACACCCCGAUCUUGAUCGCGCCGGAGAUUGUGGAUGAGUUUUCGCAAAAUGAUGUUGAUACGCUGCACUUGAAGAAUCUGUUUCAUCUUGGCGAGGAUCGAUUCCUGACCACCCUGGUUCUCAAAUACUUCUCCCACAUGAAAUGCACCUUCACCGCGCACGCCAAAUGCAAGACCAGCGCCCCCGACAAAUGGCGCGUUCUAGCCUCCCAACGUCGCCGCUGGAUCAACUCCACCGUCCACAACCUCUUCGAGCUCAUCAACAUUCGGCAAUGCGGGUUCCUCUGCUGCUCCAUGAAAUUCGUCAUCUUCCUCGACCUCCUCUCGACCGUCCUCCAGCCAGCCGUGCUGUUCUACCUAGGGUAUCUGAUCUACACCAUCGUGUCGCAAGUCAACCCGAUCCCCAUCAUCUCGAUCGCGAUGAUUGCCGCCAUUUACGGCCUGCAAGUCCUGGUAUUCAUCCUUAAACGCGAGUUCAAGCAGAUUAUAUGGAUGUUGCUGUAUAUCCUCGGCAUCCCGCUGUUUUCGUUCUUGUUGCCCGUGUAUGCGUUCUGGCACUUUGAUGAUUUCUCGUGGGGGAACACGAGGGUCGUUUAUGGUGAGAACGGGAAGAAGACGACGAUGGCGGUUGAGUCGCGCAAGUUUGACCCGACGACGGUGCCGAAGAGGAAGUGGGCAGAGCAUUUGAAACAGAGGCAGAUGGAGGUGGGGUUCGGGAAGGGGUUCGGCAGCGACACCAAGGAGGGCAUGAGCAAGCGAAUUUCGGCGAGCCGUGGGAAGGGCUAUACCAUCGUCGGUGUCGGCACACGCGCUGUCGUCGUCCCCGGCAUCACCCGCACAGCCAGUUCGAAGCUUUCCGAGUACCAAUCCCGCGGCCGACCCGCCUCCCCCCUGGCCGCGCCCUUCCGCCCCAGCAGCGCCAGUCCCAUCGCGUUCGAGUACACGAACCGAUUCUCCACCUCGGGCGGCAACCACAGCGCGUCCAACGUCCCCUACUGGCCGACAUUGGAGACCCACCCGCGCGCUCACUCGGCCGCCUCGACGUCCGCGGAGGAUCUGAACCAGUAUAGGGAGCAGAUGGAGCUGGAGGCCUCGAUCGAGAAAGCGAAGCGACAUGGAAGGGAUCUGCACGGUGCGCGGUCGUCUCACACCCUUGCGGCGGAGAAUGCCCACGGUGCGAAUCAGCAGUACAUGUCGCCCACGUCCCCGCCGGAUCUGUCCCGUGGCGAGUUGAACCAUCUUGCGCGCGAGCGGAGGAACAUGAAUAUGAAUAUGAAUAUGAGAGGAAAUGGGUCGGAUGUGAGCUUACCUUCACAAGGCCACGGAGUCAGCCUGGGGAGGUAUAACAGCAGCGACACGCUUGCUGGCGGGCAGGACGCGCAUCCGAACGGUUCUGCAGGGAGAACGGACCACCGUCAGGCCGUCGUCCGCCCGCCAUACUUUGAUCGCAAGGACUCGCAGCAAACGUUGGUGGAGCAGUACGAGCCCCAGGAAUCGGACCAUCAUUCUGCUUUCAGUGGGGCGGUUUCACCGCCUUCUUUGAGGGGGAAGCUUGUGCAGCCGUACUCGAACGCGCCGAGAGAGGUAUAUUCACCUGCGCAUGCUGAAGAACGGAGUAGGUCCCAAACGAGUUUGAAUAACCCGCCAACGGGGAUGAGAGAUGUUGAGUACGGCAGUCACGGAGGAGGAGCCGGGCAGAGAGAUUGGGACGCGCCGCCUGGCCCACCGGCGGCGAACGGAAUGGACACGCUCACAGAGUAUCUCGCCGACAGCGAAAUCUACUACGAUCGCCAGCCCGCCGCCGCAUACCGCGCCAUCUCCCCCGGCCAGCACAGCACGAAUGCAAACUCGAACACAAAUGCUCACACCCCCACAUCCUUCGCGAUGCCCCGCCUGGCCGAACGCCGCGCCUCCCAGCUCAACCUCGCAGCCCACACACGACCGAGAGGCACCCCAAUCCCCCUGCAACGCCGCGCCUCCGAAUUGAGCAUCGCAACCACCAACGUGCAGUUCCCCAUGCCACACCCCGUCGAGCGCCGCGCGUCCGAACUCAGUAUCGGCGGACUUGUGCGUCGCAGGGAUCUGUUUGCCUCUAUCCCGACGAACGCGGCCACGAAUGACUUUGAGAUGGACGCCAUGCCCCACUCAAAUUCUGAAUCGGCGGGACAGAGUUUCUUCCCGACCGAUCAGAUGAUUGUCGCGGAAGUGCGCCGCAUUGUCGAUUCGUCGGACUUGAUGGUGAUUUCGAAGAAGAGCGUCAGGGAUGUGCUGUCGCAGACUUUUGAUUGCGACUUGGAGAGCAAGAGGCAGCUGAUUAGUGAUACCAUUGAUGAGGUGUUGGAAUCUUAUGCUAGGAAUCAGGCGUAG
Messenger RNA from Fimicolochytrium jonesii, 6426 nucleotides. RefSeq names its product chitin synthase-domain-containing protein. Gene Ontology annotation, molecular function: ATP binding; cytoskeletal motor activity; chitin synthase activity. Lineage: Eukaryota; Fungi; Chytridiomycota; Chytridiomycetes; Spizellomycetales; Powellomycetaceae. The record is from RefSeq and is a predicted model, not a curated record. Gene Ontology annotation, cellular component: cell septum; cell periphery; myosin complex. The coding region runs from base 1 to 6426 and encodes 2141 amino acids. The transcript has 9 exons.